Molecule: messenger RNA, 919 nt
Organism: Cuscuta campestris
Lineage: Eukaryota; Viridiplantae; Streptophyta; Magnoliopsida; Solanales; Convolvulaceae
Source: the annotation of a GenBank genome assembly
UCUCAUCUCUCCCCUCUCCAUUCUCUCACUUUCGGCAACUUCAAGGAGAGAAGAAAACACCCUCCUCCAUAGAUGGUUCAAGGAAGAAGAAGAAACAAGAAGAAACCAUCCAUAGUUUCCAAAUCAUGAGUUCCAAACGCAGCAUCAACUUCUACGAACAUCCGGAAGGUAUUGCAAAGAAAGUUCAGCGUUGGAAUGUUGAAGUUAGUGAGUUAAUCGUCGGAAUCAUGUUCAUCGACAUACCCGAAAUUCUAGACAGCAACUUUCUAUUGACUUCAGGUCCGAUUUACGCUAUCUUACAUAUGUUAAAACGAAAUACUUUCUAUACGAAAGUUGUAGCCUUACAUCUUAGGAAUCCACAGAAUCAAACGGUUUGCAAUUUUGUGAAGAAACGAUGGAGAUAUGCCCAAAUUACCGCAGGUUUUCCAGUUGUGACCGAAAUGACAAAGGUUGCAAAUUUCGAUGUUGUUUCCACUCCCGCUCAUCCGUAAGGUUUCAGCCGAUGAUUUCCAGGUCUGUACCCUUGCGUUAGACUUGUCGAAUCAUUCAUCACAUACAUACAUGAACAUAUAUGUUAUUCCAUAUGUUAAAAGGUAUUUCAAUUAUAUGUGUAUUCAUUUAUAUUUGAAAGGAAAUCAACCCAACAAUAUGUAUAUGUUAAUCAAAGGUGCUUAAAAGACUUAAAGAAGUAUUUUGGACACUCAAAAUAUCAAGAGAAAGAUUCGCAGACCCAAACGGUCGACGUAAACGGUCGACCGUCGCGUUAAACAUCAAAAUGGACCCCGACUGUCAGACAAACGGUCGACCGCCAGUGGCCAACGGUCGACCGUCGCCCGCCCAGCCGAGAACCGUCGUCGCCACCCAGUCAACAACGGUCGACCACCGGUCAACCGCGGUCGACCGUCACAGUGAUCACUGA